Molecule: messenger RNA, 852 nt
Organism: Arabis nemorensis
Lineage: Eukaryota; Viridiplantae; Streptophyta; Magnoliopsida; Brassicales; Brassicaceae
Source: the annotation of a GenBank genome assembly
AUGGGUUGCUCACAAAUCUUGAUCUUUGUGUCAAUCCUGUCAUGUUCUUCAUUAGUCUUUGCAGGUGAUUUCAGAAAAGAUGUUGACAUUAUAUGGGGAAGCGACAAAGCAAAGAUACUCGAAAACGGCCAAGCCAUUACAUUAUCUCUUGACAAAGUUUCAGGCUCUGGUUUUCAAUCCAAAGAUCAGUUUUUGUUCGGUAAGAUCUCUAUGGAGCUCAAGCUUGUCCCUGGAAACUCUGCUGGUACUGUCACAUCUUACUAUCUUGCGUCUAUAGGAGCGAUGUGGGAUGAGAUAGACUUCGAAUUCUUGGGGAAUCUGAGUGGUGAUCCUUACACAGUGCACACAAAUGUGAUCACACGAGGCAAAGGUGAUAGAGAACAACAGUUUCGUCUCUGGUUCGAUCCCACUAUUGAUUUCCACACUUACUCCAUCCUCUGGAACCCUAAAACCAUAAUAUUCUCUGUGGAUGGUACACCGAUAAGAGAAUUCAAGAACAUGAAACCGAUGAACGUUUCUUACCCUGAGAAACAAGCAAUGAGAGUCCAUUCAAGCUUAUGGAAUGGAGAUGACUGGGCAACGAGAGGAGGGGCCGUGAAGACUGAUUGGUCUAAAGCGCCAUUCACGGCUUUUUACAGGAACUAUGAGGUUCAAGACUGUGUUUGGUCGGCCAGUGGGGCUAAUGUAUCUUGCGGUGGUGACGGUUCGAGCUCAUGGCUUAAUGAAGGGAUAGAUGAAAAUAGCAUGAAGAGGCUUAAGUGGGUCCAAAGCAACUUCAUGAUCUAUGAUUAUUGCAAUGACGCUAAAAGAUUUCGUAUGGGGUUGGCUAGUGAAUGUAUUGAUAUGAAUUGA